Molecule: messenger RNA, 330 nt
Organism: Pieris macdunnoughi
Lineage: Eukaryota; Metazoa; Arthropoda; Insecta; Lepidoptera; Pieridae
Source: the annotation of a GenBank genome assembly
AUGUGCAGGUUUUGUCGGUGCCAACUCCGAGUUCAUGCACGACUACGCCCGGUGCCACACAGCCUUGAUUGUCAAGGACUACCUACGUCGAGUUGGCAUCAAGGUUAUGGACUGGCCAGCAAGAAGCCCCGACCUCAAUCCUAUCGAGCACCUCUGGGACGAGCUGAAACGGGCCGUAAUCCAGCUCCUGCCACUCUCGAUGAGCUUCGAGAUGCCGUCAUCGAGGAGUGGGACAACAUUCCCCAGGAACACGUCGUGACGCUCAUCAGGUCCAUGACUGACCGCUUAGAAGUUGGUCGGAGGGCUAGAGGAGGCAACACUAGGUUUUAA